AUGGCGGAUCCGAACACGCACCCGUGGGGUUACUACUGCAGCAAUUCAACAGAUGCUUCGAAGAACGGAACGAUCGAUAUCUGGAAACCAGUAUGCGGAUGGGUUGAUGCAGGCAACGACAGAGGUACCAUCGACAUACUUUGGUCCAGUAACCUGACAAUCAUGCUUUGCGUCUGGGUAGCUACUCAUCCUAAUGCGCUGGGACCCAAAGACAGAUGGUGGCACGCUGUUAUUGACAAGUUCAACCUUGCUGCCAUCGGCCUUCUCGGACCCGACUUUCUUUUUGGCAUCGCCGUUGGACAACUCGCUAGUGCUAGGAAGAGCGUCAAGGAGUUCAGGAAACUCCCAUACGUACAUGGCCGGAAGAAAUGGGGACUGAAGCAGGCAUUCUUUGUCGAUAUGGGAGGAAUACAUCUGAUGAGUCCCGAUUACAAAGAGGGGAGCACGUUCCCUAUCAAUGCCGCCCAACUAUAUUAUUUGAUCAAGCAUAAUUUCGUCGAUUAUCCGGACAUGAAGGCAAUGGCCAUUUCUGAGCGUAACAGCGUGGACGCUCUUUCCAGAAUCAUUACAGUAUGGCAGGCCAUCUUGUUCUGCAUCAAAGAGGGAGAUCGCCUCCGACUGGGCCUACCUAUCACUCCUUUGGAGCUAACCGCUCUUUCAUUCACCUUUGUCAUGUUUGCAACUUCGAUCUGCUGGGCCUGCAAGCCUACCAUAACAAAACCGCAGUACAUUGAAACCAAGAAUGGAGCUCUGGUUUCGGACAUCAGGGACUACGCAAGACGCACUACGCACUCUACCCUGCCUGAUGAGUGGUUUAACACUCCGUUGGACUUUAUAAGUUAUCAGGAGUUCAGGAUCGCUACGCACUGGUCGUACUACACAAGGUUGUGUGACAUGAUGCGCCUCCAUCUAUUCUCGCGGCCGAUGGACACGCGACCGUCCAAAUCGAGGCCACACGAAAGACGUCCGUGGAGCCGUAUCCCAUCAGACAUCUGGAUGCCGAUUAGUUUCUGGCUCUGGAUCCCUAGCAUCUUCGUGAUGGCAGUGUUCAGUUGCUCCUUCAUGUUUGGAUGGAACUUUUUCUUCCCCACUGAGACCGAGCGAAAAUCAUGGAGAAUAUGUGCCACCUACCACAUGCUUUUCUCGCUGUACGGUGGCAUAUACUACAGUAUCGAAGUCUGGAGGAGCAACAAACGACCAGAAAGGUACAAGGCAUUGCCUACAUCCAUCGACACAGAAGACCCCGAAGCCCAGAGGCACCAAAGCCAAAGCAGCAGCGAGCUCAAGCUCAUGCUGUCGACGCGUGCCGAACCGUUCGUAUCCAGGGCUCGCAAAUGGAUUGGAUCGUGGCGAAACAUCUCUCGCGAUCAGAACCCAGACAUGAAAGUCCCACUCCGAGUUGUUGUUCCAACGACCGUCUUCUGUGCCGUGUACGUGUUUUGUCGCGCGUACUUCUAUGUCGAAGAUUCCCUUUCGUUGAGAGUGCAGCCCCAGGGCGCUUAUAUGACGGGGAACAAAAUCCUUCCUUUCAUCGCGACACCUUCACUAUGA
Molecule: messenger RNA, 1551 nt
Organism: Colletotrichum aenigma
Lineage: Eukaryota; Fungi; Ascomycota; Sordariomycetes; Glomerellales; Glomerellaceae
Exons: 4
Coding region: 1-1551 (516 amino acids)
Source: RefSeq, a predicted model, not a curated record